CGGAGCAGGAUAUCAAGUUCGUCUUAGACCCUGCCGACUAGGGUACGGGGCGGGGUCGUCCUGGGGCCGCCGAUCUGGAGACUGCCUCGCGUCACGAAGCCUAGCGCCGUCCCCGCCCGGUCUUCCGGUGCAGGGCCGUGCGCGGGCCGAGAGGUCUGGUUCGCCCGGACCGACCCCCCCAGUCCCCUGCAGUACCCCGAGGCUCGCCAAGUGCAGCUGCGGAGCCUCGCUACGCGCAGGCAGGGUGGCCGCUGCGGGGGGUGUGGAUGAACCUGACAAGAUGAAGAGCCGAAUCCCCGUGGUGCUCCUGGCCUGCGGCUCCUUCAACCCCAUCACCAACAUGCACCUGCGCUUGUUUGAGGUGGCCAGAGACCACCUGCACCAGACAGGGAUGUACCAGGUGAUCGGAGGUGUCAUCUCCCCUGUCAAUGACAACUACGGGAAGAAAGACCUCGCAGCCUCCCAGCACCGGGUAGCCAUGGCGCGGCUGGCCCUGCAGACGUCCGACUGGAUCCGGGUGGACCCCUGGGAGAGUGAGCAGAUGCGGUGGGUGAAGACGGUGAAGGUGCUGAGGCAUCACCACAGCGAGCUACUGAGAUCGUGGCCCCAGAUGGAAGCCCCGGGCCUCAGCGGGACCCCAGGAAGAUGCCCCAACCAGGCACACUCCCCGGCAAGCGCAGGGCAGCGAACUGAAGGUCUGAAUGAAGGCGGCCGCCGGCCAGGGACAAACCUGGUCCUCCGACACCCUGCCCCCGCCCCCGUUAAGAGGGGAGGAGCGACGGCUACAAUGGAUCCUCCUGCGGGCUUUGUGCGAGCUUGGACUCCAGCUGUCGCCGCCCCCCAAAGCCCCCGGCCCCGGGAGGGCGCGCAUUUCCGGGCUGCCCACCGCCCCGGUCGCAUCCGUGGCCGCUGCCCCGGCAAAGUUGAGAGCCGCCCCGCUCGCUCCGUGGCCGUCCCGCCCCACUCGCCCCACGAAAUGCCGGUCGACUUCACGGGGUACUGGAAGAUGCUGAGCAACGAGAAUUUCGAGGAGUACCUGCGCGCUCUCGAUGUCAAUGUGGCCUUGCGCAAAAUUGCCAACUUGCUGAAGCCAGACAAAGAGAUCGUGCAGGACGGCGACCAUAUGAUCAUCCGCACGCUGAGCACUUUUAGGAACUACAUCAUGGACUUCCAGGUUGGGAAGGAGUUUGAGGAGGAUCUGACGGGCAUAGACGACCGCAAGUGUAUGACCACGGUGAGCUGGGACGGGGACAAGCUGGAGUGUGUGCAGAAGGGCGAGAAGGAGGGGCGCGGCUGGACCCAGUGGAUCGAGGGUGAUGAGCUGCACCUGGAGAUGAGAGCGCAGGGUGUGGUCUGCAAGCAAGUGUUCAAGAAGGUGCACUGAGGCCCCUGCAGAUGGCCAGACUGUGGCCACAAGGAAGGAGGGGUGUGGCCCUGCGGGCCCGGUUGCCCCUCUUGGUACUGCAUGGUGUAGGGACAUCUAGCCAGCCCCUGGCAUCUGCUAGCAGAGUCUGUCUCUUGGCCUUGUUUCUUUUCCUUUUCUUAAAAAGAAGUUGUUUCAAUAAAAGUGAUCUCUGCUUAA
Choloepus didactylus (southern two-toed sloth) is the source of this 1582-nucleotide messenger RNA. RefSeq lists its product as uncharacterized. The record is from RefSeq and is a predicted model, not a curated record. Gene Ontology annotation, cellular component: mitochondrion; cytosol. Gene Ontology annotation, molecular function: nicotinate-nucleotide adenylyltransferase activity; lipid binding; nicotinamide-nucleotide adenylyltransferase activity. Gene Ontology annotation, biological process: retinoic acid biosynthetic process; vitamin A metabolic process; NAD+ biosynthetic process. Lineage: Eukaryota; Metazoa; Chordata; Mammalia; Pilosa; Megalonychidae.